Messenger RNA from Penicillium malachiteum, 876 nucleotides. RefSeq names its product fungal specific transcription factor domain-containing protein. Gene Ontology annotation, molecular function: zinc ion binding; DNA binding. The record is from RefSeq and is a predicted model, not a curated record. The coding region runs from base 1 to 876 and encodes 291 amino acids. Gene Ontology annotation, biological process: DNA-templated transcription. Lineage: Eukaryota; Fungi; Ascomycota; Eurotiomycetes; Eurotiales; Aspergillaceae. The transcript has a single exon.
AUGAUACUAUUACUGCAGGAGUAUGCAGCUCCAGACAAAGUCCUGAACCCCCCUCGCGUGGGUGAUUAUCAUCCAGAGUCUAUUCUGACCGAGUUAUCUGCCCCGCCCGCUGAAGUCAAUGCCCAGCGACAACCUGCAGACGAUGCACCAAAUCCUGUAACUUCUCAUUCCAAUGUCAAAUCUCUACGCCAAAACGAACGGUGGCAGUAUGAUUCAAUCAGACUUACAUCUUUGCCCAUGUCAUCACAUCUGAAAGACUACCUUGCAGAGACUGGUGCUUUCCGUACCCUUCCAAGAUCUACCCAAGAUGGACUGGUUACUACUUAUAUUACUUCAAUUGACUGCCUCAUGCCGAUACUCGAUGGGAGUGAUGCUCUCCGAAAAUACAGUAACCAAAAGCUUUCACCACUCCUGAUCAAUGCCAUGUGUCUUUUGGCAUGCAAGGCAAGCCCAGCAGCCCCUUACUUGCGUUUGACCGAGAAAGGGCCUCUUUUAAACCCACCAGAAUUUGCAAAGACGCUAUACGAUGGUCUGGAUGUAGCUAUGAGGAUGGAUCUGGAGCAAGAUCGCUUGGUUCGUAUACAGAUUCUGGCAUUAAUGUCUCAAUAUCACGACGGCCGCGGAGCAGUGCGGGAAGCAUCCGCCCGGCUCUCGCAGGCAAUCCAUGACUCGUGGAUUCUCACACUCCACUACGAUAUUCCAGUUCAUAGAGAUCAAGUACAGUGUCGCUAUAUUUGGUGGACUCUGAGGGCGCUAGAUAGACUGAACGCUUGUCUGCACGGUUGCCCCCCCAAUGAUCUCAGACAGAGAUACCCAAACACUCCCGCCUUUACCGAACCAAGGGUAUCGAUCGGAUGUAGCUUUAAUCGCCUAUAG